This is a messenger RNA of Pochonia chlamydosporia 170, 927 nucleotides long. RefSeq names its product transcription initiation factor IID domain-containing protein. Bases 1 to 927 code for a protein of 308 amino acids. Gene Ontology annotation, biological process: transcription by RNA polymerase II. Gene Ontology annotation, molecular function: protein heterodimerization activity; transcription coregulator activity. The transcript is spliced from 3 exons. Gene Ontology annotation, cellular component: SAGA complex. Lineage: Eukaryota; Fungi; Ascomycota; Sordariomycetes; Hypocreales; Clavicipitaceae. The record is from RefSeq and is a predicted model, not a curated record.
AUGUCGAAGCUGCCGGUAUUCGCUGCAGAAAUUCGCCAAAUGAUGUACGUCGCAGGUGAGACCGAAAGCAUAUCUCAGGACACAGUAGCCCUCGUCGAGAGCAUCAUUAAGGAUCAAGUUAUUCACAUGAUAACCAUUGCCGACGAGCUCGCCUCCCGACGCGGAAGCCGUGUCUUCUCGAACAACGACCUCAUCUUCCAAUUUCGACACGACGCCGCGCGGGUCGAACGAAUACAAAAGUUUCUCGCUCUGAAAGCACUUCGUAAAUUGUCAAAGGACGACGAAGAAGAUAUUGAGAAAGCUGAAGCACAGGGCGCCGACGCGAUGCAACGCGGAUCAGCCGACUCACUGGAGAUGAGCCAGGCGGUGGUUGCGGCGACUAGACUUCCAUGGGAUGCCAAUGCUCUCUACACAGAGCUACCACCCGGACCAGCCGAUUUGAUAGUUUCCGGCGAACAAGAUGCCACGAAUUUGGCAAAACUGCGUGCUGCAGAUGCCAAGACUCUCAACAUGACUGUUGCUGAAUACGCAACGUGGUCGGAAUGCCGCCAUGCUUCCUUUACCAAGCGGCGCGUAGUGAGAUUCCGACAAUGGUGCGGACUUGGCGUUGUAGGCGACCACAAGGUGACUGAUGAUGUCUUGGACAUUCUAGGUUUCUUGACCGGUGAGAUGGUACAGCGACUAACAGGUUUGGCGUUGGCGUUUCAAGAGCGCGAGAUCUGUCGAAGAGCAUCCUUGCAUGGGGAGCAGAAAAUUGAAAGAAAGGGCCUUGAGUCUCUUCUCAGGCCUGAGUCGGGACAGCAACGGAGAUCGCCAGUAGAUUGGCGACAUAUUCAGCAGGCAUACGACGUGACGCAAAUCGAACGGGCAGCUGGUGGUGUCAGGCGGAGGGGCAUGUGGACCAAGAAGGGGCUCUGCCUUAUUUAA